This is a messenger RNA of Cylindrotheca closterium, 2085 nucleotides long. Lineage: Eukaryota; Bacillariophyta; Bacillariophyceae; Bacillariales; Bacillariaceae. The record is from the annotation of a GenBank genome assembly.
AUGAAUGAUCAUUCGACCAAUCCAUCAAAAACCCUUCACAUUGUGGACAAUGACAUGAUGUGUGAAAUCAGAGACAAUUAUGAAUUCAAAGUUAUGCUCGAAUCUCUAGAAGCAAAGUGGCUCACGAAUGUGGAAACCAAUAAAACGAUUUUUGGAUUUCAAUCGGUUGUCGAUGGAGGGCAAUACAAAAUACAGUCCAUUAAUACAAGUCCAGUGUUCUCUGCUAACAAUGCCCAUAGAGUUCAGGGUCGGGAGUCAAUGCAAGCGCGACAGCCGGUCUCGGGUCAGUCUGGCAACAAUGGGCUUAUUAAAUCAGAACAAGAGGGCGGUGAUGAACAACCUGAGCAACCAAAGCAGAGGAAAAGAAAAGCAAGAGCUGUUCCAGGCUCUAGUGUCCUUGGACGCGGGACAAGACCAAUGCAAGCGCGACAGCCGGUCUCGGGUCAGUCUGGCAACAAUGAGCUUAUUAAAUCAGAACAAGAGGGCGGUGAUGAACAACCUGAGCAACCAAAGCAGAGGAAAAGAAAAGCAACAGCUGUUCCAGGCUCUAGUGUCCUUGGAAGCGGGACAAGACCACCAGCAAAAGCCAGAAAAAGCGAAAAAGCGAAUGGCACCGAAAGAGAUUUGCUUUUACCACAAACUGAAAAAUCGAACAAGCAGGAGUUAACGAAUGAAUAUAAAAGACUCAAGGAGACAGCUCUAGAGCAUCACAUGAAAGGACGGUAUGCUGAAGCAAUCAUAAGCUAUAAAAAGGCACUGCAUCUUAUGGAAAAUGUCCUUGGUAGCCAACAUGCAGAUGUAGCAGAGAUCGUUUACAAUAUUGGAAGCGCAUUUUCUGACCAGAAGCUUCCAAAGAAAGCAUUGGAACAGUACAAGAAUGCGAUGAAAAUUCAAGUUGUGGUCCUUGGAGAUGAAAAAAGUCAUGUUAUAGCCGAUACAUAUGCUGGUAUGGCCUCUGCCUAUUCGGAUCUGGGUAACCAUGCAAAAGCAAUAGAAGCGUACCAAAAAGCGUUGAAGAUCUUCCAGAGUCAUGAUAUGGCUGCAUCUGUUGCACACACCUUCAACAAUAUCGGUAGGGUGUUACAACGACAAUUCAAGUACAAGGAAGCAAUAAAGAUGCACGAAAAGGCGCUGGAGAUCCAGGAAAGCGAGCUUGGAGAGCGUCAUGAAGAUUUCGCAACUACAAUUUCUCAUUUCGGCUGCAUCUUUCACUGCCAAGGCAAACUCGAGGAUGCGCUCAGAAUGCACAAUAAGGAGCUUUCGAUUAGAUUGGAAAAACUGGGAACUUUUCAUUCAGAUGUUGCGGAAACCUACAAUAGCUUAGGAAAUGUCUUGAAGGACAAUGGAGACCUUGAAAAGGCGCUGAAGAUGCACGAUAUUGCGUUUAGCAUACGAAUGGAGAAGCUUGGUUGUGAUCAUCCAUCUACUACCGAAUCAUGCAAUAAUAUGGCCGUCGUUUGGAACGAUCAAGGAGAGCAUAAGAAGGCGAUAGAAGAAUAUGGGAAGGUGCUCGCGAGGCAGUUGAAAGCGCUCGGUGACGAAGACCCACUGGUCGCUGAUACUUAUAACAACUUAGGAUGCGCCCAUAAUAGGCAAGGUAAAAAUGAGGAAGCAAUAGUAGAGUUCGAAAUGGCCCUGAAGAUUCAAGAAAAAGUCCUGGGUGAUAAUCAUCAAGAUACUGCAAAAACAUACUUUAAUCUUGCUGGUGUGUACCAUGAUCAACACAAGAAUGAGAAAGCGUUGGAAAUGUUUCGCAAGGCGCAUCUAAUUCAGCUGGAAGUUCUUGGAGAAGCACACCAAGACGUGGCUGAUACCUUAAACUAUAUGGCGUUCGUUUUUAAGGACCUCGAACGGUAUAGUGAAGCCAUGGUAAUGCACAAACAAGCACUUGAUAUUCAACAUGAAAAUGGCCGUACUAGUGCAGUUGGGGAGACACAUGAAUAUAUGGGUCGCCUCUUGAAGGCCCAAUCCAGAGACCGAGAAGCUUCUGAGAAGUUCCAUGAUGCCCUUUCCGUUUAUCAAGACGUUUUCGAAGAGGGACAUGUCAAAAUUGAAGACGCAAGGAGAGAAUUGUCCAAUAUGUAG